AUGCUACACAUUUUGAACUCGCAAUCAGAAAGAUUUUCAUUAUUACACGUUAUCUAUGCAUCACAUUCAGACUUUCAAUUCCCAACACCUCCCUUUGACAAAUUCAGAAUUCUAUUCUCCUGGUUCUCACUAAACCUUACAACUAAUAACUUUACAAUCACACAAUACAUCAUUUUAACAGUAUAUACUCUAACAGUGUUAUUAGUCGCUGGGACAGGAAUAAUGGAAUUUCCACUAUACAUUGGUUUUGUAAAAUUAUGUGCCAUGGCGUGGGUGGUAAAUGCAUUAGAAUUACGAUUUACGAAUAAUCCAGUAUUAUGGGUCGAUCUAUCUACAAUGUUGGCACUUUUUUACGCGUUCUAUCUCGCGUAUAAAUCAAGAGAAAUCGUGCAUAAGGAAACACGUGAGUUUGAGAUUCAUGGGCCAAAACUGGCAAGCAUUUUUAGGCCGUAUUUUUGGUACCGGAUGAUGGUACCGUUUUAUAUCCCUUUUAAUGUGACGGUUGAUCGCGACGUUGUAUAUGCGACACCUCAAGAAAUUAAAGAAUUGGGUGUAGAUCAGACGAAAUUUUUUAAGCUUGAUAUCUACAAAGAAAAAACCACGAAAAACAUUGAUAAAAGACCAGUUUUGAUAUUUAUUCAUGGAGGAAGUUGGAUACAAGGUGAUAAACGAGUACCAUAUCCUCAACCAUCAUUCAUGGCAUCACACGGAUGGAUAGUAUUAUCGAUCAAUUACCGACUAUUCAACUAUCCGAAUCAAUUAAUCGAUUGUAAGCGCGCGAUACGAUGGACAAAAGAAAACGUUUCACAUUACGGCGGAGACAAAGAUUUUAUAUACAUUUCGGGUGAUUCAGCUGGUGCUCAUUUAGCAACCAUGGCUGCACUUACCCCCAACAACCCAAAAUAUCAACCAGGGUUUGAAAAUGCCUCGACAAGUGUUCGCGCAUGCGUAUCGAUUAAUGGGAUCUACGAUUUAACGAAUAUGCAUGAUUAUUUUCCGGGCCGGGAUAUCAUUCCAGAUUGGAUUGCACAAGUCGUGUGUGGAUUAAAAAAUGGAAUUGCCGAUGUGGCGUCUAGAAGAGUUCUUGAGGAUGGUAGUCCCGAGUUAUUGUUGAAACAUCGUGUAGAAAAUAAUCUUGAAGUUGUACCUUUUUUGGUAUUUCAUGGUGAUCGUGAUAAUCUCAUACCUGUAAUUCACACUCGGCAAUUCAUCAAAUUAUUUAAAAUGACUAAUUCGAAGUCCGUCUACAUUGAAUAUCCGGGUGGACCUCACGGAUAUCAUCUCACUCAUGCACCUAGAUGUCAUUAUCAUAUGAUUGCAAUGCUUAGAUUUCUUAAUUGGAUGUACGAUACACAUAAAAAAAAACACGAGAAAAAUGUUACUUUUGAAAUUUAG
Molecule: messenger RNA, 1395 nt
Organism: Ambispora leptoticha
Lineage: Eukaryota; Fungi; Glomeromycota; Glomeromycetes; Archaeosporales; Ambisporaceae
Source: the annotation of a GenBank genome assembly